Molecule: messenger RNA, 462 nt
Organism: Lytechinus pictus (painted urchin)
Lineage: Eukaryota; Metazoa; Echinodermata; Echinoidea; Temnopleuroida; Toxopneustidae
Exons: 4
Coding region: 28-462 (144 amino acids)
Cellular component (GO): intracellular anatomical structure
Molecular function (GO): ATP binding; RNA binding; helicase activity
Source: RefSeq, a predicted model, not a curated record
AGAAAAUAAACGAACUAGCGAAUCAAAAUGGCAGCCCCCAUAGGACGAGAAGCGUUACCAAUACACGGUUUCAAAAAUGACAUAAUCAAAUCCAUUCGUGACUCAAGAGCUCUAGUCAUAGUGGGAGAAACUGGAAGCGGUAAAACUACACAACUACCCCAAUUCUUAUAUGAAUCUGGUUUCCACAAGUAUGGGACUAUUGGGGUGACACAGCCAAGGCGUGUGGCAGCCAUGUCUGUUGCAUCAAGAGUUGCAGAAGAGAUGAAAUGUAAGGUUGGGGGUCAAGUUGGAUACCAAGUCAGAUUCAAUGAUUGUACAUCAGAUGAGACUGUAAUCAAGUACCUGACUGAUGGAUGUCUUCUAAGGGAGUUUCUAAGAGACAGAGAACUCACUCAGUACAGUGUUAUUGUUCUUGAUGAGGCACAUGAAAGGAGUUUAGAUACACUUAUGCCGUUGACAUAA